Messenger RNA from Trichoplusia ni (cabbage looper), 1942 nucleotides. Its product is annotated as titin homolog. The record is from RefSeq and is a predicted model, not a curated record. Lineage: Eukaryota; Metazoa; Arthropoda; Insecta; Lepidoptera; Noctuidae. The transcript is spliced from 11 exons. The coding region runs from base 159 to 1580 and encodes 473 amino acids.
UACGUAAGACAUGGAACGCGCUCUAUUGAUUGUGAAUUGAGGUUAUUCUUUCAUUGACGAUUUAUUUCAGCUUUCGUGCGAAAUAUAUAAGAUAUUGAUGUGUUAUAAGUGGCGGAAGUUGUAAAAAACUUGUUUAAUUUUGAGUUUUAAAGUAUAAAAUGUCUGAUGUUGAAGAACCACCGACGAAAAUGUCUAAAUACGAAGAGUAUUUAGAGCCCGAGGUUGAAGAAGGCAUGGAGGAGGGACAGGAGGAGUGGCUGAGUGAGGGAGUGCUCACCGAUGAUGAUUACAAUCCUAAUCCAGAACAAAUUCAAUCUGAAGAACCGUCAGUAGCAUCGCAAGAAGAUGUUGUACCGGAGACUGUAAAGCUUGAGUCAGCAGACCAGCAGAGCGCAGAACAGACAGCAACAGAAACUGACGUCAGGGCUAAUAUAGAAGAAACCCUCAACAGUUUAGACAGUACCAGGAAUGGAGAUGACUUGCCUGAUGACUUGGAUGCUUUUCUGAUCAGAAAAACUGACAAUGCGAAAGUUAAUACUGAGGAUAAAAAAGACGAGACCGCAGUCCCGGUUAAACAAGAAGCAGACGAUGGGAACGAUACGGACGACCUGCUGCGAAUGUUGGGUGAUGGCGAUCAAAAGUUAAAGAAAAAGAUUAAAUUGAUUAAAAAACUACAGAAGGACGACCAGGGGAGCAGUGAUGAUGAUGAUGACUUUGUUUACGAGAGGACAAAAGUGAAAACAUUGAAACUGGCAAAGAACGCGCUGAUGAAGCGGACUCCAGCGACUAAAGCCGAACCGGAAGAGAUGAGCGACGGAGACGACGAGACCGAACAGUCUUCAGAUGAGGGCGCCACUGUGCAGCGUAUGUUUGACGUCGCCAAAAAGGGCGGGAACGCUAAAGAAACACCGAAACGUAUUGUCAAACAUGUCGUACAAGUUAACACGAAUUUUACUAAGAUUAAUAACGAUACAUCAAAUCUAAAACAACAAAAGUCGAUUUUGAAGCCGCAACCGAAACAAUACCAGAAACAAGUGAAGUCGGUCGAGGUGAAGACUCCGGCGGCUUUCAAGCCGCUAGAGAAAAAGCUUGAAAAGAAGUCGGAUAAAGAGACGACUUCGAAAACUUUUGAGUUUGAUGAGAUUAUCAAUGAAGCCGAGUUCUUGGAUGAAGAAGAAAUCGACUUGGAUGAAGAGGAGUUUGCCGAAGCGUCGGAGAGCGAGGUCCCGAAGCAGCGCAUCAUGAAGCCGGAGAAGAUGGACGAGGAGGUCCCCAGCGACGCGGACAGCCACUCCGAGAACGGCAGUCUCUAUGAUGAGCUACCAUCUUCGGAAUCCGAAGACAUGGAUGACUGGUUCACCCUGGACAUCCGGGCAGAAAGAGCUGGUGACUAUCUACCAUUGUUAGGUACAGCGGCCCGUUCUCUCCUAAUAGCGGAACGUCGUCGCGUUUCUCUCCGCGUCGGUUCGUUACGUCACAGCCUCGCGGCCCUCACGCACUCCGCCCGACGACAGGCAGACCAGCUGAGGGCCGCCGCCAUGGCCCUCGCAGAGAUCGACGACACGCUCAGGGCCGCGUGACCUAGGCCCUAGUCUAGUACUUUGUAUGUGUAAUUUUGUAAGUCAAGGUCGCGCGACCUCUGUAGUUUCAAAGGUCAAGGUCACGUGACCUCAGUCCCAGAAAAGAAGCUUAUGAACGUUUAUGGAGGGUAGAUUGUAUGUGUUAUUUUUAAGUGUAGGUUACGUGACCUUGGUCGUUAUUCGUAACCUCAGUUUCAGAAAAGGCUUAGCUAAUGAAGAUAAAGUUCACACAUGAGGUCACCAGAUCUUGGCCCUAGUAAAAGUUAUGUUACGUAUCGUAGACUUGUAAGUCAUCUAAGACAGAAACUUUUAUAUUCUCGUGAGUACGAUAGCAGUAAAGUCUAAGGUCAUGUGACCUUAUA